ACCUGCUUAUUUACUUCCGGGAGUAAGACUGGUGACUAGUUGCAUAAGGAAGAUGGCGGCGAAAGCGAGUUUUAUAACAAGAAGACUUGCCUUUAAUUCAGUCUUUGAUUGGCUCGUUUUACGAAAUAUCCAGGUCUCCUCUAAAUCAUGCCGCUGGCAACCACACAGAAGCUUGAGUUCACUGAGACAAGACAAGAAGGACCACAUAGCACAGGGGCCAGGCCUUGGAGACUUUAUCUCUGGAUCAGACCAAACAGAAGAUAAUCCAUACAAGAGAAAGAAAGGGAAAAGAUUAAGACUUGCCCCAUGGCUGAAGACAGAAAUUCCAAUUGGCAAGAACUAUUCAAAGCUCAAGGACCACCUUCGGGAGUUGAACCUGAGCACGGUUUGUGAAGAAGCAAAGUGUCCAAAUAUUGGAGAAUGUUGGGGUGGUGGCGAGGAUAACACAGCAACUGCGACUAUUAUGGUGUUAGGUGACCAGUGUACCAGAGGGUGUAGAUUCUGCUCAGUGAAAACAAACAAAGCUCCACCCCCCCCAGACCCCAAUGAGCCAAUCAACACAGCAGAGGCAAUCAGCCGCUGGAACCUGGACUAUAUUGUCAUCACUUCUGUUGACAGGGAUGAUCUUCCAGAUGGUGGAGCAGGGCAUUUUGCAGAAACUGUCAGACAGAUAAAGAAAAGAAACCCCAAGAUGUUGGUAGAAUGCCUGACCCCAGAUUUCCGUGGUAACCGUGAGCAUAUUAGAACAGUGGCAGAGUCAGGACUAGAUGUGUAUGCGCAUAAUGUGGAGACCGUCAAGAGCCUGCAAUUGUUAGUGCGAGAUCCACGUGCCAAUUACAAGCAGUCUUUGGAUGUACUGAGAUACGUGAAGGAGGUUCGGCCUGAGAUGGUAACAAAGACUUCCAUUAUGUUAGGUGUGGGAGAAACAGAUGACGAGGUGUUACAGACCAUGAAAGAUCUCAGGAGUAUUGGCGUUGAUUGUUUGACACUUGGCCAGUAUAUGCAACCCACUAGAUUACACCUAAAGGUUUCAGAGUAUGUAACUCCAAACAAGUUCCAGCACUGGGAGAAUGUUGGUAACGAGCUCGGUUUUGCAUACACAGCAAGCGGACCUCUAGUUCGGUCAUCCUACAAAGCUGGCGAGUUCUUCAUCAAAAACAUAUUGAAGUCGAGGCGUAGUGGGCCGAUCCAACCAUAGGCAACCUAGCAACAGCCAAUCAGGGUUAACAGCCAAUCAAAUGACACCUUACGACCAGUCAAUCAGAGGGUGCCUAACAAACAGAGCCAAUAAGAAGCAUCAACAAUCAAAGACAACAGCAAGUCAGAUGCAACCUAACAACCAGCCAAUCAGAGGCAACCUAGCAACAGCCAAUCAGCGCCAUUAGCCAAUGAAAUGCAACCUAACAAUAUACUCUUUGGUCUAUCCAAAAAGGCCUCAUGCCUAAUGUAAACUACCGUUAAAUAUUUUUUAGAGAUGGCCAAGAUUCGUUUCGAGGUUAUCAGGGUGUAAAACUAUUGGAAGGAACAUAACAUUAUAUAAAAGUAACAGUCUUCAAGAUUUGAGUAAACAGAGAAAUCAUUUAAUAAGUAAAAUAAACUUGAUCUUUUA
Molecule: messenger RNA, 1609 nt
Organism: Nematostella vectensis (starlet sea anemone)
Lineage: Eukaryota; Metazoa; Cnidaria; Anthozoa; Actiniaria; Edwardsiidae
Product: lipoyl synthase, mitochondrial
Exons: 11
Coding region: 53-1198 (381 amino acids)
Biological process (GO): lipoate biosynthetic process
Cellular component (GO): mitochondrion
Molecular function (GO): 4 iron, 4 sulfur cluster binding; lipoate synthase activity
Source: RefSeq, a predicted model, not a curated record